GCAGAGCGUGCACUGACACCUUUAUAAAAUUUUAAUUUAAUUAUUUUUUUUACAUUUUUUUUUCUUUUUGAAUCGGCGUAGUGAGGUGAUAAAAGCACGUCGAUUAAAGUGACAUCUUCAGAUCAUAAUUGAAAUCAGUGAAAAUGUGUCGCUCUAUUGUGUUUGUUUUCUUUUUGACAAUACGUUUGGGAUACUGUUUUGUAAAUUUGGCCGACGUAGAAUGUGGCCUGGACAUCGCUCGCCGCGGCCGCAUCGUGGGGGGCGAAGACAGUCUCCCUGCGGAAUUCCCCUGGGCUGCCAGUUUAUGGAGACAGGGGACUCAUCAGUGCGGAGCCACGGUGCUGAGUGACAGGUGGCUGCUAACCGCUGGGCAUUGCAUUUGUAGUGUCUUCGACGAGUUUUACAAGUCAAAACAAUUGACUGUCGUCGUUGGGUAUACCGAUAUAACCUCAAGCAAAGACGGGACUGAAGCCCUUUCGCAAAUCAUCCCCCACCCUGAAUACAGGUAAGUAUUGUACACAGCUACCGAUUGAAAACAGGUUUUCACUUCAGAAACUGUUACAAUACUCACAUUUUUAAAUAGUAUGUAAAAUACCCUGGCUGCCACCAA
This is a messenger RNA of Ostrinia furnacalis (Asian corn borer), 610 nucleotides long. RefSeq names its product transmembrane protease serine 9-like. Gene Ontology annotation, molecular function: serine-type endopeptidase activity. The transcript is spliced from 3 exons. Bases 144 to 509 code for a protein of 121 amino acids. The record is from RefSeq and is a predicted model, not a curated record. Gene Ontology annotation, biological process: proteolysis. Lineage: Eukaryota; Metazoa; Arthropoda; Insecta; Lepidoptera; Crambidae.